AUGGCAUUCUCCGCCAUGGCCGCUCUCGUCGUCGCCAUUGAUGACAUUUUUCGGCUGGCAAUCGUCAUCGCCACCGCACUUUCUUUCUAUCCUCAACUACGCAAGAUCGUCUCCCGCGGCGAUGCUGACGGUAUUUCACUCACCUACCUACUACUGAGCGCGGUCUCCGCGAUGGAGCAGUUUACGCUCUAUGCUAGUCGCUUCAUCUACCACGAGGACUUUCCUGACAGCGAGGUAUCAACUCCGCGAACCGUUGGGGACUGGCUCAAUCUUAUCCAAGUUAGUGUCCUGCUGCUGAGUACCACCAUCUUAGUCGCCUUCGCCACUUGGUAUCCACCAAACCGCCAGUCCGAAAAGGUCCUCGUCACACUCGGCUACUUGGCCUUUGCCUACGGGUCUUUCCUCCCCGUGCUACCCCACUUCUCCAAGUCGUACAGAGAACACAGUCAGUGGGGCCUUGACAUGUUCUUUGCGACGCACUCAUAUGCGGUGAACUGGCUCGUUACUAUGGGCGUGUUCCCCUUCUCGCUCUUCUGCCAGUGGCUCCUCAUGCUGGACCAGCCGGUUCCGCAGAGCCUAAGUGUCGACGGCCUCGCCGCGCAGGCCGUGGUAUUCAUCCUGACGGGAAUUUCCUGGACGUGGCGUAUGACGACUGAUAAGCCGACGUGGGUGGAGUGGUAUGAAUACGUCGGGUAUGCGGCGGUCGAUAACCUACUUUUCGGCAUCGUCCAGGCAGUCCUCUAUCUGUUUGUUCUGGAAGCAAUCGGACUUGCGGAAUCCCCUGCUGAUGCGGGUGAGACGAGCCCUCUGCUCCCAAACUAG
This is a messenger RNA of Parascedosporium putredinis, 822 nucleotides long. The record is from the annotation of a GenBank genome assembly. Lineage: Eukaryota; Fungi; Ascomycota; Sordariomycetes; Microascales; Microascaceae.